Messenger RNA from Boleophthalmus pectinirostris (great blue-spotted mudskipper), 2028 nucleotides. Its product is annotated as neuronal pentraxin receptor. Lineage: Eukaryota; Metazoa; Chordata; Actinopteri; Gobiiformes; Gobiidae. The record is from RefSeq and is a predicted model, not a curated record. Bases 163 to 1812 code for a protein of 549 amino acids. The transcript is spliced from 5 exons.
GAGGUUGUUUGACGUUUAGCGCAUGCGCGCGGGCUCCAACGUCUCCAUGGAAACUGUUGAGCGGAGCUUGGCACCGCACGGACUCGCAGCAUCCCUCAGAGCAUCACUGAGCCGUGAUCAGCCUGCACUGCUCGGAUCCAUACUCUGUUUCAAAGCGCCAACAUGAAGUUUAUGGUGGUGCUCGUGGGCGCAGGCAGCCUCGCUUUCCUCGGAGCGGUCAUCUGCAUCAUCGCCAGCGUUUAUCCGCGAAAACGGAUCGCUCCAGACGGGGACAACAGCACCUCCUCUGAGGGCCUGCUGCGGCCCCUGGAGUCCGAGGCCGUGGCUCAGGCGGGGCCGCUGGGUGCGCUUCAUGGAGGUUCCUCGUAUGAUGGGGCCAAUGCGCUGGGCGGACUGGAUCUGGACCUCCCCAUCCUGAACGAGCUGGGACAGAACCCUGCGCUGAGCUUCAGCCGCCUUGUCUGCACUCCGCUGCCGCUUGGAGAUUGCGGCGGUCGGGUACAGGCCGACGAGCCUCUGCCAGGAGUCGCGGAUGAAGACUGGAGCAGUCUGCGCGCCACCGCGGAUGAGCUGCAGCAGGUGAUUCUUCAGCAGAAUCAGCAGAUCCUCAUGGAUCAGAGGACCAUCCGUGAGCUUACAAGCAAACUGAGCGAGUGUGAGAGCGGCCUGGAGGAGCUGCCUGCCCCCGAAAGGAGUGUCGACUUGUGGAGCGGCAAUCGUCGCAUUAUGGCGGGGGAUGAGGUGGGCUCCACGGCCGCGCAGCUGCAGACAGCACGGGCAGUGGAGGAGCUGGCCCGGGCCAUCAUGGACCUGAAAGACCGCAUCGAGAAACUGGAGGCGGAGAUCGGGCCUCCUGCUCUGAACCGCUCUGACUCCUUCUCUGGGGGCAGUCCCAAGGGGAGGCCCUCCACCCCACCUCCACCAGCAGCAGGCUCCCUGAAGCCCCACAGACCAGUGCAAUCGGCCAAAUCCGCGUCUAAGGGCUCUGCAGCUCGGCCCAAGGGCCCCUGGAGAGUGGAGGACCUGGAGGGCGAGCUGGAGAGGAAGAUCAAAAUGCUGGAGAGAGAGCGUCAGGCCAUGAGGAAGGAGACACAAGGGCCCCAGGACAAGAUGAACUCUGGAGGGGAGAGUGUCAGCCCGCCACAGCAUGGCCUGAGCGAGCCUUCCUUCCCUGAUGGUUUCGUGCUGUCCUUCCCCAUCCGCACUAACUACAUGUACGGUGUGGUGCGCCGAGAGGUGACAGAGAUGUACGCUUUCACCGCCUGCCUGUGGCUCCGCCCCACAGAGGGAGGCAUUGGAACCCCCUUCUCCUACUCUGUUCCAGGACAACCCAAUGAGCUGGUACUCCUACAGGGGGCGCACAACCCAGUGGAACUGCUCAUCAAUGACAAAGUGGCUCAGCUGCCCCUAGACCUGCCUCGGGGCCAGUGGCAGCACGUGUGUGUGAGCUGGACGCUCCGUGACGGCGUGUGGAAGGCCUACCAGGGGGGCCGACUCAAGGGCCGAGGGGAAGGGCUGGCGGCCUGGCACCCCAUCAAGCCCGGAGGAGUGCUCAUCCUGGGCCAAGAACAGGACACAGUGGGAGGCCGCUUCGAUGCAUCCCAGGCCCUGGUAGGGGAGCUGUCCCAGUUUAACCUGUGGGACCGUGUUCUCAAACCCGCUGAGGUGUCUGCUCUGGCCGACUGCAGCUCCUCCGCUCUGGGGAAUAUUGCUCCCUGGACAGACCUGGAUGUGGACGUGUACGGAGGGGCCACCAAAGAGUCCACCGAGCCCUGCCAUGGUGCCCACAAGCUCCCAAGUCCCAACCAGUGAGGGCCCAACCAGUGAGAGUCCAACCAACCAGGCUCUCCACAUGUUGUUGUAUUGUGUCCUGUAUUGGAAGGUUUCAGAUAACAUCACAUUUGAUAGAGUUUAAUGUUUAAUGAGACAACACAGGAAAAAAUAUGAUUUUGUUAAUGUGCCAGUGUUGUAGUGUGGGUGGAUAUAUUUAAACAUGAGGUUUAGCACCAGUGGAUUGUGAUGUUUCUU